AUGGCGCCGCAGCCUGAGCCCCACGGCCCGGGCCUGACAGGGAGGGAGGGCUCCCACAGACCUGCCACCGAGGGUCCCACGCGCCCGCGCUCGCCGGACCGCCGAGGCCCCCAAACACCGCGCGAGGUCCUUCCGCGCCCGCCCACCUGCCCGCCCUCCCGUGUGUGGCCGCCAGGGGGCGCCCCCGCCCGGGUUUGCGACCCAAGGACACCAGAAGUGGCCGGAGCUGUCUUGCGGGGCCCCCGCCGCGCACACCUUCCCCGUUGGUGGGGUACAGGUAUCCGGGGUCGCCGAGCGGGGCCUCUGCACCAACGCUGGGCAUUGCUCCCGGUGUUGGUGACACCCUCCGGCCGCAGCGCCCAGCUCGGCACCGACACAUGCUGCCCGCGGGGUUACACCACGCCGUCCCGGGACCUCCGGCUCAGCAGCCUGGCAGGUUGUCAUCACACGGACCCCGGCCCAGUGCCCCUCCCCGCAGCGGGCCGAGGCUGUCCCCCCAACACCUUGGCACGGGGACUUGCGUCUCUCCUGGAAACACCGGCCUCGUCCUGCCAGGCCCGGCCGAGUGCCGCUUCCUCCGGGAAGCCCGUGGGACUGCACUCCGGGCCCCCCUCACCUGCGUGUCCCCAUACUGCCUUCAGCAGCACCCACACCCGCUCAGUUGGGGUACUCCAGGGCACUGACCACCUUGCUGUCCCUCCUCAGCCAUCUCUGAGGGUCUUCGCCUGUGGGGAGCACAAGAUGCCUCCUCCCCCGACAGACUUGCCCUUUGACGUCACUGAUGACGGGUCUCCACCACAACCCGGGAGACCCCCACCCUCCGCCCGUGUGGAGGGGCUGCCCGAGCCGAGUUCUGCCUCACAGCCCCCCGCCCGGCCCCAGGCCUUCUCCUCAUCUGUGGUGGGCAGUGACACCAGCUUCAUCGUGGGGUGUGGGAGUCAAAGAUGGCGGCUGCUCGCCAGAGGCCCUGGCAAGCCUCAUCCGCCACGUACCGGGGGCGCAGCGAGGUGCUUAGACCUGUCCCAGGAGCCUCCAGUGGGUCCUCCUCCAACAGGGCGCCCACGUCUCCCUUGCAGUGGGGCGUACACCCUUCGGCCCUCAUGCUGCGGCUUCAGUUCAGGCCGCUACCCAGCGAAGCUCUGGGGGCCGGGGCUCUGCACUGCACCCUCCGCCCACGUCACCCCCGACCACGUUGAAGGCGAGGCUAUUAGGGAACCACACAGUGCAGGGGCCACCUCGGGCUUCAUGGAGCCCCUGCCUGGCCCUGCCACCAUCGGCCACCCUACCCAGCAGGGUCUCAAACGGGCUGUGACCGGUGCAGGAGGCGGCACCACCGCGGAAGGCUGGGAGCCAGUGGCCAAGGGCCAGCAGAGCUCCAGGAGCCCCCCGCCCACCACCCACCCACUCUCGCGGUCACCAGAUGCUGCUCCUUUGUCCCCAAAGCCACACGAGGCUGGGCCAGGGAUAGCCACCAUCUGUGGACGGACAAACAGGGGGCUGGCCACUCGCUGGUCCCCCGCCUGGCAGCGGCUUUGUCCCAUGUGGAUUCCCAACGGCUGCCUCUCCCGGCCUAGCGAGACCCCGAGGGGCCCAGCUCAGCCUCGACUUCCGCUGGGGAAAGUGGAUGGGGUGGAGGAAGGGCAGGGCACCCCCCCGCCCCCAGCUGUGCGCCCGAUUAAGUGA
This is a messenger RNA of Trichechus manatus latirostris (Florida manatee), 1683 nucleotides long. RefSeq names its product nascent polypeptide-associated complex subunit alpha, muscle-specific form-like. The record is from RefSeq and is a predicted model, not a curated record. NCBI's taxonomy places the organism in Eukaryota, Metazoa, Chordata, Mammalia, Sirenia, Trichechidae. The coding region runs from base 1 to 1683 and encodes 560 amino acids. The transcript has 11 exons.